AUGUCCUGUAGCACUGCUGAAGCUGGCGAAGUGAGAAAUAAAAAUCCUUGGGUGGUUUUCGAUGUAUUUAUUUGGUUGAAUAUUCCUAUUUGA
Molecule: messenger RNA, 93 nt
Organism: Sclerotinia sclerotiorum 1980 UF-70
Lineage: Eukaryota; Fungi; Ascomycota; Leotiomycetes; Helotiales; Sclerotiniaceae
Exons: 1
Coding region: 1-93 (30 amino acids)
Source: RefSeq, a predicted model, not a curated record